AUGGCGAAAAGCUGGGGGUUUGCGAUUGCGUUGAUAGUCGUCUCAUCGCUACUCUCCGUCGUCUAUGCACAGAACUACCCCUUAGUUACGGAUUCAAAAUGCAACUGCUACAGAACGAACACGACCACUUCUCACUACUUCACUCACCACCGCUUCUUCGAUUUCAGAGAUAUGUCAAAGUAUGUGCGCGUACCAGCACCCAUCAAUGAUGCUCAGCACGCUGCCGACGCCCCCGUCACGAAUGACUACUUCGACGACCCGGCGUGGAGCAGCGUGUGGUCGAUCCAGAACUGGAACAACAGCCUGCUCAUGAACGGGAGCUCGGACGACACGGGAAGCGACGCCACGGUCCUCAUGGUGAACUCGGCCAACAACAUCUACUUCGACCGGAACCGGGACGGGGGCGCGGCGUCCGAGACGUACAUGGUGAUGCGGACGAUGCGCCACGACGGCUUCCAGUCCGCGUCCGAGAUCGAGUCCGUCUCGCUCGGGUACCGGUACGCGUCGAUCCGCAUGUACGCGCGGACGAAGGGCGCGCCGGGCGCCGUGACGGCCAUGUUCACGUUCCGCGAGGCGCCGCGGCUCGCGCAGGUGCAGGAGGCCGACCUCGAGAUCCGGACCAUCGAUCCGACGGACUCGAUCCAGUACACGAACCAGCCGUCGUGGAACGAGACGGGCGACAUCCCCGAGGCGACGCGCAACGUCUCGAUGCCGAGCCGCGGCGGUUGGUCGGAUUGGCAGCACCACCGGAUGGACUGGACGCCGGGAUCUACUAGCUGGUUCGUCGACGGACAGCUGAUGUCGUCUAUCAAGUUCCAGGCGCCCAGGGACGCGAGCCGCAUCAUGUUUAAUAGUUGGAGCGACGGCGGCAGCUGGAGCGGCAACAUGAGCGUCGGCGCGUCGGCGGAAAUGCAGAUCCAGUGGAUCGAUAUUGUUUACAACAGUACGGACCCGGCUCCCGGAAACCCGUUCUUGAACCCUGGUGCCGGAGGAGCGUGUGCGAACACUUGUAGUAUUGACCUAACCUCGAAGACCGGUACCCCAGUGCUGAUUUCCGGGCCUUCAGGCAACAAUCCCGCUCCCGGAAAUGGCGAUUCCCCAGGAGCUUGCACUGCGGCCAAGUGGGGACAAUGCGCCGGGAAGACGUGGAACGGAUGUACGGCCUGUGCGGGAGGAACGACGUGCAAAUUUCAGAAUGAUUACUAUUCCCAAUGCCUUUGA
Messenger RNA from Annulohypoxylon truncatum, 1221 nucleotides. RefSeq names its product carbohydrate-binding module family 1 protein. The coding region runs from base 1 to 1221 and encodes 406 amino acids. Gene Ontology annotation, molecular function: cellulose binding; hydrolase activity, hydrolyzing O-glycosyl compounds. Gene Ontology annotation, cellular component: extracellular region. Lineage: Eukaryota; Fungi; Ascomycota; Sordariomycetes; Xylariales; Hypoxylaceae. The record is from RefSeq and is a predicted model, not a curated record. The transcript is spliced from 2 exons. Gene Ontology annotation, biological process: carbohydrate metabolic process.